Messenger RNA from Radiomyces spectabilis, 695 nucleotides. RefSeq lists its product as uncharacterized. NCBI's taxonomy places the organism in Eukaryota, Fungi, Mucoromycota, Mucoromycetes, Mucorales, Radiomycetaceae. The record is from RefSeq and is a predicted model, not a curated record. The transcript is spliced from 2 exons. The annotation marks the transcript as partial.
GCAUACGUAAACGACCACUUUAGACUGACUUGGUCCGUGGCCACCGCCAUCAAUACAUUUCGAACAUCCAACCCACCAUAUAACAAAGGCACCAUCUAACAUGAUGUUAUCCCGUCAUCACGUCAUUCCGCCAUCACGUCAUUCCGCCAUCCUGUCAUCCAGGUCCGUCGUUCUCUACAGUCUUUGAAUUAUACUGUUUACCCAGGUACUCAAGCUAAGAAAGUGACGCUUUGACCAACUUACUGUGACGAGAAGCUGAUGUCUUCCUGGCCAAAGCGAUCGACGCUACCAUGGACUGAGCCAGCUCAAAAUUGCAGCUGGUGGCAGGAAUCCCAAUAUCGUCCAUUCAUUGAUUGACAGCCUCACUGGUACGAAUAUGGCAUAUCUGAGAAUAUCGCAUGAUCCUUUUUCCGUAUAUUUACAAACUCUCCGAGUUGCUGGGGUCGUUUGCUUGUUUGGAUUUCUCGCUCUCCAUGUUGCAACGUCUAGAACGCAUAGUGGUUUGAAUAAAUUUGACUAUGUGGUCCUAUUGGAAGAAGUGGAAGAAGUAUCAGUCGCUUGCACCCGAAGACGAAGCUUUGAUAAUCUCCCAGUUUGCUGCUAUGAUAUAAAUAAAGCUUUUAUCGAUACUGAUUAAAUAAAGACUCUGUAAAUAUACGAUAUGAAUGUGUCCGGCUCUUUUAGAGACAUACUAG